UUCAUUAUGGAAGAUUUUGAAAAACAGUGAGGAAGCAUUUUUGCCAAUGGAAAACUUGCACCAUCUGAUGCAGAUCAAGAAAAAAUGAGACCCCUACGAAGUAAUUGUCUCAAGUCCAAAAUCGUUACAAAAGUUAAAAAUCUCUCACUACUACAAAGAAAAAGAAAAACAAUUUCCAAUUUUGCAUCAAACUACAUGUACAAAAUGGACAUAUCAGUUUGUAGUACUUGCAGGAUACUUUCAGAAGAAUCUGGUAAAUCCCUGGCCCACCAUAUCCUCUAAACAUAAGGCACCAAUUUAUCUAAUUAUCGCAAACGACCUAAACAUAGGCAAAACCAAAAUGAAAAUUCAAUACAGAUAUUUUUCAGUUUUAUAUAUAUACACAUAGAGAAUAGAUAUUUUAUCUAGUAAGAUCAACACAAACAGAAGCUGUUCUACCAAAAACCUCGGAACAUCAUGGAACACAAAGAGAACAUUGACGAGUGGCAAGAAAUCGAAACCUCCGAAUGGAACAUGGAAGUGAUCAACGAAAAUUACCUCGAAGUUGCUGACCAAGCUUCUUCCACUGACGACCCUCCAAUCCCCACUCCCACCCACCACGAACUCUCAUUGACACAAAUCGUUCCAACCACAUUAACGGAUCCCGAAGACGGAACUUCCCCGCCGUUAAGGCCAUCGACGGCGCCGUUAGAUUGGCGGGUGCGGGUGGUCAACGAAGGGAAGAAGUUAUUGAGGCUGAGGUUGGAGGGUAUGAGAGAGCGCGUUGUUGGCAUGGCUUCCAAGGUUAGUAACUGGGCAAUGUAUACGGGGGCGUUUUGGUCAUUUAAGCAUGUGGCCGGAGCUUCGGCUGCGGCGGCAGUGCUCGUGUCGCUGGUUUACGUGGUGAUACGGCGGCGGCGUCGGAGGGUUGGUGGGCGGAACGUGGUGGCUGAUCGUUGCGUUUAUCUUCUGAAAGAGAAAGAUGAGAAAAUUAGCCAACUCUUACGUCAGAUUGCACAAUUGAAUGAAAUGUUAUCAUCUCGUCGAAAGGUUCCUGUGCAUCAAAUAAACUGAUGCAAGUUUUGCAGUAUUUAAUUACUAUAUUGCAAAUUCUAAAUGAAUUUGUAACUCUUACUUAGGUGUUCACUGUUCAGUGUCUUCAUAAAUAAACAAAUUGGUUGUCUUUUUAUUAAUAAAUCACUAAUUGUAAGCGCAGCAUAAGCAUAUAUGACCACUCUUAGAAAAAUACUAGCCACUGCAAAUUCUGAGAAGUAAUAUUUUUUGUAUAUAAUGUUAAGAUCUUAUACAAGUUAAUCAAAA
Molecule: messenger RNA, 1299 nt
Organism: Vigna unguiculata (cowpea)
Lineage: Eukaryota; Viridiplantae; Streptophyta; Magnoliopsida; Fabales; Fabaceae
Source: RefSeq, a predicted model, not a curated record